AUGGACACUAUCAUUGAGCCCGCCACCAUUAUGCAGGUUCCUCAUACGGACCUUCUGAAAGUCCAGAUUCCAAUUCCAACAUCUAAGCUGCGACGCUUCCAAGGCAAACCCGGUCACCAUGUCUACUUAAACAUUCCCUCCGGUGCCGGCUCAAGCCGCAUAGAUGGGCUGCUCUCAAACCCAUUUACGGUAGCCGAGGUCUCCACCACCGAGAUCACGCUAGUACUUCGAGCCCGGCAGGGUCCCCUAACACAGACUUUACGAACUCAUGCGGAGCAAUUUGGGACCAAGUUUCCGAUCAGCAUCGAAGGCCCAUAUGGGCCUUCUGCCCAGGUCAUAGAUCAGGCCCUGAAAAUGGACCGUAUCCACCUGGUGGCAGGGGGAAUCGGAGCGAGUUUUAUCAUACCCGUCUACCGCGCCUUACUUGAACAGCUGGGGGCUGAAGCAGGUGGUCCAGAGCGGCUGCACUUCACCUGGGCUCUAAAAUCGACCGCCGAGGCCAGUUGGGCCACGGAUUCAGAAGAGCAACUAUUCACGCAGAGCCCCAAUGUUCACAUAUACGUAACUGGGCACCAUUCGCAAAGGCAGUCAUUCGGCGGCGAUCGUUCGACCGAGAGCAUAGAGAUGGGUGAAUUGCAGCUACCCCAUGAACUGGUCGGAGGAAUCAAACCACACAUAGGGCGGCCUGAUUUACAGGUGCUUGUGAGCCAGACUUUCAGCUAUCAUGCCGAGGAAAGCGUAGCAGUUCUGUUCUGCGGGCCGCAUGAUAUGGCACGCCAACUACGAGCCCAUGUUGGCAAGUGGGUGGACAAAGGACGUUAUGUUUCCUGGCACGAGGAAAGCUUUGGCUGGUAA
Molecule: messenger RNA, 855 nt
Organism: Penicillium expansum
Lineage: Eukaryota; Fungi; Ascomycota; Eurotiomycetes; Eurotiales; Aspergillaceae
Product: NADPH oxidase family protein
Exons: 1
Coding region: 1-855 (284 amino acids)
Biological process (GO): copper ion import; intracellular iron ion homeostasis; iron ion transport
Cellular component (GO): plasma membrane
Molecular function (GO): ferric-chelate reductase activity
Source: RefSeq, a predicted model, not a curated record